GCCCGGUGUCCCCGCCCGCCGCUCCGUACGGCGCCGGGGCUGCGGGGCUCGGGGCGGACAGAGCGCCGGUAGCCGCCCGCCCUUACCGCUACCGGCGCCCGCYGCCCGCGGAGGAUGCUCCGGUCCGGACCGCGGCUCCCGCCUGCUGCCGCUGCCCCGGGGGCCGCGUCCCGGGCGGCGGCUCUCGGUCCCCGCGGGGCGGGAUGAUCCCCCGGCGAGGGCCCGGCGCUCCACCGACGGCCAGGGAGGAGGCGGCGGUCCCGGGGCCGCGCUCCGUUGUCGGCCGGCGGCUCUAGGCCGGCCCCGGUGCUCAGGGAGCGGUGAGGCCGGUUCUGUCCUCCGCCGAGCUUCUGGCGGCCCCGGCCCCGCGUGGCCGUGGGCGCUGCCCGAGCCCCCCCCGCCCCGCCCGGGGCAGUGAAGAGCCGCCGUCAGCAUCCUCCGGGAGGCGAAAGGUGGAGCCCGGCCCGUUCCCGCAGAGCGGCCGCUCCCGCUGCCCGCGGUCCUGGCGCGGUGCCGCCGGCUGCCCCGGGGCUCCGGGGCCGGCCCCGAGCCACCGCCCGCCGCGGCCAUGCCCUCCCCCACCGACUCCAGCCGCUCGCUGACCGGCCGCAGCUCCCGCAGCCUCACCCACCUCCGCCUUCAGCGCACCUGGCUGCAGGUCCUGCUGGUCCUGGGUCUCGUCCAAGCCAUCCUGGGCGUCCUCAUCGUCACCUUCAGCCUGGUGGCGGCCACCAUCACGCCCUCCACCAAAAUCCGGCACUCMUGCCCGUCCUGGGCCGGCUUCUCGCUGGCGCUGUCCGGGCUCGUCGGCAUCAUCUCCUGGAAGCGGCCGCUCACCCUGGUGAUCGCCUUCUUCACGCUGCUGUCGGUGCUGGGCGUCAUGCUGAGCCUCGCCGGCUCCAUCCUGUCCUGCCAGAACGCGCAGCUGGUCAAGAGCCUGGAGGCCUGCGAGAGGGAGAGGGACUCGUGUGUCUGCUGCCAGGCCCGCUCGGAGCCCCCGCCCGCCUCCUGCAGCCAGCAGAGCGAGAUGCUGACCAUGUUCCCCAACCCCAACUGCCGGAGCAUCCGCGUGGCACUCAAGGAUCUCCUCUUCAGCGUCUGCGGCUUGACCAUCUUCUCCACCGUCAUCUGCACGCUCUCCGCCGUCGUGUGCUGCAUCCAGAUCUUCUCGCUCGACAUUGUCCAUGUGCUGGUCCCCCAGCGCUCGAGCUCUGUGACGUUGGAGUGCACGUCCCCACCCGACACCUUUCUGCAGAGCAUGAUGGACUUCGACGAGUUCGUGCCCCCGGUGCCACCGCCCCCUUAUUACCCACCUGAGUACACCUGCAGCUCCGAGACGGAUGCGCAGAGCAUCACCUACAACGGCUCCAUGGACAGCCCCGUGCCCCUCUAUCCAACCGAUUUCCCCCCGUCGUACGAGACCGUGAUGGGGCUGCGGGGAGACAGCCAGGCCACCCUGUACGACUCGCAGCUGACCGAUGGCUCCCACGCCUGCACCUGCGACCGCGUCCCCUCCAUCGUGCUCAGCGGAGAAGUGUCCAUGGACAGCGGCUCGCUGAUCAUGUCCGAGAUCAUGGACAUCCCCGGGGACAGCAGCCCCUCGGAGGACUCGUGCCUGCUGGAGCUGCAGGGCUCCAUGCGCUCCGUGGAUUACGUCCUGUUCCGCUCCAUCCAGCGCAGCCGCGCCGAUUAYUGCCUGAGCGUGGACUGCGUGCAGUGCAGCCACCACGCUCGCAGCCCCACGCUGGGCUUGCAGGGCCCCUUCGAGGAGACACCCCAACCCCGCGUGCGGGGAGAGCGAUCCUACUCGUGCUCCACGGCGGAGCCCGGCCACGACGGCAUCCUGGCCGGGGGAGCCGUCACCCACAGCUGCAACCGGCUGGCGGGGCUGGCGCGCUGCGCCGGGCCCUGCUUCCCCGAGGUGCGGCUCAAGGACAAGGGCUCCUCGCUGCAGGGACGCGGGGGUGGCCGCCCCGCCGAGCCCGGUCGCCCCGGCCAGCCCCGGCGCAACAGCGAGACCUCCUGCCCGUCGUCGCCGGCCCCGGGGCUGGCCCCGCGCCCGCUGCUGAGGUCACACAGUGACCCCGGUGUCCCGAUGGCCAGCCACGCUGCAGAUUUCAGGGAAGUACUUUAUACCAAAGCAUUGGAGGACACCGUGUCCGACUCCUCCGCUGAUACAGGUGAGGGCACUGGGAUGCACUGGGAUAGAAAGGGGGCUUGGGAAGGGGUCCCCUGGAGCGCCUGGCCKGGUGCGGAGCGGCCCCAUGAAGGAAUCCACCUGCAGAGCUGCGGGGACCUGAGCUCCACCUCGUCCCUGCGCCGGCUCCUGUCRGCGCGCCGGCUGGAGCGCAGCCGGCCCCGGAGCCUCAGCGGGGCCUGCAAGGAGAGCGCGCUCUGA
Molecule: messenger RNA, 2398 nt
Organism: Malurus melanocephalus (red-backed fairy wren)
Lineage: Eukaryota; Metazoa; Chordata; Aves; Passeriformes; Maluridae
Gene: ENTREP3
Product: endosomal transmembrane epsin interactor 3
Exons: 11
Coding region: 569-2398 (609 amino acids)
Cellular component (GO): membrane
Source: RefSeq, a predicted model, not a curated record